AUGAACGCCACAACAUCCAUCAAACACCCGCGCCCUCUCCUCCUAACCAUCCGCUUCUCAACCUCCAUCCCCGACCUCGACCUCGACGUCUCAUCUCCGUCGACCACCACCGUCCUCUCACUCAAACACCUCCUCCGCACACGCCUCACCACCCGCAAUCGCCUCCGCCUCAUUUACCAGGGCCGCAUCCUCCCAGACUCAGCGGCACUCAGCUCCGUCCUCAAGCCAUCCCUCCAACCACCUCCCCCGCCAUCAUCAUCCGCAUCUCCCAAUGCCGACACAAAGGGCAAGGGCAAAGGAGUUGAAGGCGCCCCUCUCCGAAUAUACGUCAACUGCUCCAUAGGCGAUGAGCUCUCCCCUCAGGAACUCGCCGCGGAAGAAACCUCCGCUUCAAACCCACCGGAGGAAGCUGCAGCAGAGCCAUCCAACCCUUCGGCCCGUACGCGUCCCCGUCCGAGAGGGUUUGAUCGUCUUUUACAAGCGGGUUUUACGUCAUCGGAGAUAUCUACCCUCCGGACACAGUUUUCUUCUAUACAAACAGAGAGGUUUACGCCGGAUUCCAUGCCCUCGCCCGAUAGUAUGAGAAGGCUCGAGGAUGCUUGGAUCGACAAUAAUGCGGGGGAGCUGCCGAGUGCGGCUAGCCCGUUGGAGGAUGAGCUGAGUAACAUGUCUACUGUGUUGGAUGUGUUAAUACGUGGAAUGAUGAUUGGGUUCUUCUUUCCCCUGGGGAGUAUUACUUGGCUGUUAAGGCAGGGACUUUGGAGCGAGAAAUGGCAAAUUUUCGUGGGUUCUGGCGUUGUAUUGAGCGUUACGGUUGGCAUUGUUAUGGGUAUUUCUGGGGAGAGGUAG
Messenger RNA from Pochonia chlamydosporia 170, 849 nucleotides. Its product is annotated as conserved membrane protein. The transcript has a single exon. The coding region runs from base 1 to 849 and encodes 282 amino acids. Gene Ontology annotation, molecular function: protein binding. NCBI's taxonomy places the organism in Eukaryota, Fungi, Ascomycota, Sordariomycetes, Hypocreales, Clavicipitaceae. Gene Ontology annotation, biological process: protein processing. Gene Ontology annotation, cellular component: Dsc E3 ubiquitin ligase complex; endoplasmic reticulum. The record is from RefSeq and is a predicted model, not a curated record.